This is a messenger RNA of Pocillopora meandrina, 5564 nucleotides long. The record is from the annotation of a GenBank genome assembly. NCBI's taxonomy places the organism in Eukaryota, Metazoa, Cnidaria, Anthozoa, Scleractinia, Pocilloporidae.
UAUUGAUGACAAAAUGGCGGACCUUCCCUCACGCGAACUAUGUUUUGCUCUUUUGCUUACUUUUUUGGCGAGGAGUUUUUGCUUCAAACCGGUGAUCAUCGUCCAUGGAAUACUUGAUCACGCUUCAGACAUGAAAGAUCUUGCUUCGUUUAUAACGCAAGCCCAUCCCGGCACCAACAUCACGUUGAUAAAAUUGUUUGAGGAAUUAGACAGCUUCAAACCCAUGUGGAUGCAGGUCUCAGCAAUUUCUGAAAAAGUACGAGAAGUGAUGCAGGAGGCUAAAGAAGGAGUUCAUAUUAUAGGCUUCUCUCAAGGUAAUGGCCUAUUCUUAAACUGUUCAUUUGAAUCCAUGUCAACUCAAGUGGUGACCCUAUUCAAAGAUAACACCUUAUCAAGUACAAUGCUAGGUAUCAAAUGAAUCUUGUUACAAUUGUUUAGAACACCUCUUAUCCGUUUAAAAGACAUGUUAGGGAAUUUAACGGCACUAACGUACUCAAAGGAUACGCGCACAGAAUACUAAUUAAUUCAUUCAACGUGCAAAAAAUUUUGAUCGCUUAGCAUGGACUUUCAUCGUAACGGAAGUUUUACACAUAUGUUAAGUGAUCACGCGUUGUUGAUCAUUUUUUCCUCAGCAACUUUUGAUCUCCAUUGAAAGUAUUUUUUUAAUUGUAGUUUUAAUAGCCUAAUUUUGAGGUAAUUUGAAUUUAUUGUCGCUGUCAUGAUUUCGACCAUGUUUAUUUCCCCGUGACAAUCAUACGAUACCAUGGUGUUACGUGACGAAAGUGUAAAUGGCAGAAACGCCUUUUUAGGGUGGGGGUUGGGUAUAAGGGCUUGAAGAAAGAUGGUUUGAGAGAAUAAUUCUGUAAAAGCUGUUUAUUUUGAAAAUACUUUGUACUUAUUUGUUUUAACAACAGGUGGAUUGACUGUGCGUGCAAUCUUGGAGACCAUGGAUGACCAUAACGCUGAGAGUUUUAUUUCCCUGUCCGGUCCCCAGAUGGGACAAUAUGGAGGUAACAGCUAGGAAAGCAUUUUGUUAGGACCUGAAAAAAAGAACAGAAACAUGAGAAAAAUAAUCAAAUAAUUAUGAUGUUUCUUUGUCUAUAGCCCCCAUCUUAAGAUCUAAGGUUUCAGACAUGAGUCAGACACAAACAGUGGAAUUUCAUCCCUACUUGGCAAAAUACUAAGUUACCUGAGCCUCUUGACCCUUUUUGCAUCCUAUCGUCAGUAUGCAUAUUCUCCAUACUGUUCUCUAUACAUUUAUUAAGGUGCUGAGAAGGAGAAUUUGUUUAACAAUUGUGAGUUUCUUUCAAUGAUGAUCAUUUCCUUAAGGGAUAUUGUGAGGAGAAAUUAAGGUAGAUGCUAGUCACUCUAUGGGGUGAACAAGUGAAAGACAGCUGGUCUUUAUAUGCCUUUCUUGUAGUAAUAAGAGUGACAAUGGAGUUCAUUUGUGAACAGGUUUUACUGUUCAUUGCUUAUUUUUAAAUUUGUGUGCACAAAUGUAUAUAAAAUCUAGCUUGCCUUGUUAGAUUUGGAUUUAAAGAUGGAUGUGCCUGGUGCACAGGCAAUAAAGAAAAGUUGCUUCCCUAAUGCCUUGUACUGAUCUAUUUACAUCAUUUUAUGCAGACACUGACUAUCUGAAGCCUUACAUUCCAAAACUUGCAAGAAAGGAUCUUUACUUGUAAGUCUACAUAACAAUUAUUCCAUUAUUAUUAGUUGGAUAUGAGAUGAUAGAUGGCGAACAGAGUCCACAAGGUCCAAGUUAUAUAUAAUCAUCAAAUAUCAAACAAGCCCAAGUGGAAUAAUUCUUUUGUGAAAAAUUCCCCAAAAUAUAGAGAAAUCUUCCCAACUUUAUUUGGAAGAACAAACAGAAAGUUAAAAUUUGCAAAAACACUUUCACUUUAACUCGUCUUCAUGCCUGCUUAUGAUAUAAUGGCAUAUAUUCCAGAAUGGCUAAGCCAAUGAAAACUCUUGAAUUGCAUUGCAAUGAUCCAGUUUUUAAUAAAAAGUAAUAUGUUUUAUUGUAUCAAUUUGUACUUGCAUGUUACAAAGUUAGAAUGGAAAGACCUGUCUACACAAAAAAAAAGAUGGUUGAUAAAGUUGGUUUUUGCUUUCCAUAUUUCUUUCAGACUCUUUUACACCAAAUAUUUUCAAGAUAAAAUUUCUUUAGCAAACUACUGGAAUGGUAAGAAAAUUUACCUUAAGCAAAUUAAAGAAAAACCUUCCUGAAUAUAUUUUAUUUAUUACCACUACAUCCAGGAGCAUUUUGAGGGCAUUUUCAGCAGGACAGACCCAUAAGAGAGAAAAAUGAAAUAUUUUCAUGGUUUUCCUAUAUGCAAGCUAUGUUUGUUUAUCUCACAUGUGCAUGACCUAAAAUGGUAGUUUUUUUUCUAACUAGAUCCAUACCAUGAAGACAAGAACUAUGAGUAUAAUGUAUUUUUGCCAGUAGUAAACAACCUCAAUUCAUCAAAGUUUUUCAAUGCAUCAGGUAUGGCCAAAAAUUGGUUUGUGUUAUUAAUUAUGAUUUGGGUCUUAGUUUCAUACUUUACAAAACACUGUAAACAUUUUUCAAAUAAUGAUGAUUUGAAAUAUGUAGUAUCCACUUCAUUUUGCAUCUCCUUUUCAUCUAAGGCUUAACAUAAUCCUUCUUUUUCAGUUUAGGACAACCAUUGACCAUUCCUUUCUAUGCCUUUUAUAUCCUAACAUCAAUAUGUAUAUUCUCUAUACUGUUCUCUAUACAUUUCCUUAGAUGUUGUCAAGGAGAAUUUUUUUACAAUCAAGAGCUCCUUGAGUUUGUGAUCAUUUCCUUUAUUCUCAUGACCUUAAUGUUUGGUUUUGGGGUGACACUUUUAAGAGAAUUAAAUGUCUGGCACUCUUGGGGUUACAGGGUUAAUGUUCCUCAUUUAUUGAUUAGUCACUGGACUCAGCUGAAAAAGAGUGACUAUUAGCCACUUGAAUUGCUUUCUCUAGGCCCAUUCCUGAAGGGAGCAACAGCUUAGUUCCCUUAUUUGGCUAAAAAAAAAAGGUAACAUCUCUAUUAAACCCUUUUUUAGCCAAUUUUCUCAACAGGGGACAAGAUAUCUUAGAUAGUGUUUCUAAAUUCUGUUACAGUUGGUGCACAAUUCAAAGAGAAUUUCCUUCGAAUCAAGAACCUGAUUUUGGUUGGAGGUCCAGAUGAUGGUGUCAUUACACCAUGGCAGUCAAGGUAAUAACUUAAAACAACUACUUUUUCAAAGAGUCUUACAAACUUAAGGCCAAAAUUUCUGGAUAUAUAAUGCAGCAUAUUACUUAAAAUCAAAUACGCUUUUAAAUAAAAAAUUUAUCAGGUCAUUUUUAACUUGAUCCACAAUAAUGGCAAAAGAUAUUGCUACACUUAAUUUUAGUUCUUAUCAGUUGCAUUGGAAAUGUUUUAGCAUGCAGCAGAUACAUAUAUCCUGAAUUUUUCUACUUUCUUUAUUACUGUAGCCAAUUUGGUUUUUAUGACACAAGUCUAACAGUUGUGGAUAUGAAAAAUCAACAGGUCAGUAUUUAAUAUUCAGGGAGGGGAGGGUGACCUAAAAGCUGCUCUUGGUACUGAUCCAAUUUUUUUUUUAAGUUUUGGGGCCAUAUAUGACUAUGCCCCUAAACCUGAAAAAUGCUGUUACAAUUAAACCCUUCCUAAAUAGCUUUGCAGGAAUGUACCUGAUUUUUCUGCCAUAUGAACAGCUUUUUAGUCUGCACAUGAUAGAAAUUACUGAUUAUUAAGAAUUAUGAUUACAUUGAUAUUAUGUUAAAGGAAAAAAAUCAUAAUUUAAAUCCAUGCAUAACUCUCCGCAUCUGAAUUUAUAAUGAAUGGACUAGUCCACUGCAGAGUAUAGGUGGGGGCCAAGACCCCCCUUUUUAUUAAAUUGGAGAUGCAUCCAACCAGCAUUAUAUAGAUGCUGGUCUCAAACAAGAUGUGUGGCAUUUGGAAGUAAUGUAUGUAUUGUAUUACAGUGUACAUGCUUCUUAAUAUUAAACUUAUAAUAAAGUUCCUAUUUUAAGUUGUAUUAAUAGAAAUCACCUUACAUCCUUAUGAUUUCCUAGUUAAUUCAUUCAUUCUCACCUACACAAAAUUUUGAAAGAACAUAAACCAAUCACAGAUCUGGGCUUUUUGAUUUGUGAGUUUCACUCUCUUCCAGACUUUUGAAGAUUAUUCUUUGGGCACAACAACAGCACAGGGAAGAGUUUAAAUAUCAAUAACCAGUGAAAUGAAGAAAUUUGAAUCAAUGAAUUAAGUUAACUAAUUCUUUAUCAACAAACUAUAAUAACCAGAUUCAGAAGAUCAUGUAAAGAAUUGACUUAAAAUUCUUUUCUAGGUUUACCUUGAAGACACCUUUGGCUUACGCACGCUAGAUGAGAGAGGGUCAGUUCAUCAAUACACCUUUCCUGGGGUAAAUCACACACAUUGGCAUGGAACAGAGAAAGUCUUUGUGGAAGCUAUUGAACCGUGGUUAACUUGAUGUUAAAGCCUUACUAAAUUAGGUUCAACAUAGAGCAAUUUUACAGUUGGAUUAAUGAUUACUACUGGUAGCAUUAGGCUCUGCAAUGGAAAUGCGAUAGAAAUGCUUUGGAUUCUUUUCAGUCAGAGUCCAAAAAUUUACUUCUAAAAGUUGACAUGAGGAAUUGUUAGGACUUGAAUCCUAAAGCUGCUUUCAUUGAUUUACGAGUAGUUUGCUAGAAUACAUUUUUUAAUACUCUUAGGCAUCAUAGUCAAAAAAUAGAGACUGAAGUGAAUAAUGGCAGCAAGGCAGGUUUUGCUCAACAGAGUUCUCCCUGAAAAAGGAACAGAAAUAUGAGACUGAAGUUCAUGCAGUUACAUUUUAGACUUUUAAAAGAUGUUUCAUAUUCACUUUCACAAAUAACUAAAGAAUUAUAAGAAAUAAUUAGAGAAAUAUUUCAAAAUUGCAAUUCUAUUUUUUAAAAAAUUCAGUACGUAGGAAAAAAUGCAAUGACCAAUCAGCUAUUUUGGAUCUUGUGCAUUAGUUUUAUGAAGUGGAUAUGCACAAUAAUUUGAAUUAUUUCUAUGAAUUAUUUGGUACUUGUAAGUGAAGAUGUUUUACUGGCUUGUAUUUUUUUAGAUAAACAAAGAUGUUGAGCAAUCUUUCAAAAGUUUUAAAUUUUUACGUUAAUUUAGCAAAAUUAAAUUUUAGACCUUGAAGUUAGACUUUGUGGCCAGUUGAGUAUAUCUAGUUAUGUUGUGUUUCCAUGAGGCAUAGUUGCUAUUUAAUUCUUUUUUGGCUCUUAUUGAAUUGCUGAUGCACCAUGGCAAAGUCAUGUUUCAAGAUACAUGGCCUUUGAGGCACAGUUGCAGUUAUGCGCUAAAACGGAAAAUCUUUGUGUUCAAUUUGCCAUUAAUUAUGCAAUUAUAAAAGAUUGACAAUUUCCAAUAAUUGAUUUUGUUUGAUAAGUCAACUCCAACAACAGGAGUGUAUUCUAUUCUUUUUAAUUGGCACAUGAAGUAUGCUACAUUGAUUUCAUAGCCUGAAUUUUAAUUUUUAGGAUUUCACUUUUGGAAAUAAAUAAACAGGAUUGCUCACUUCAUAUAG